AUGGCGCUAAGGGUGAGACUGGACCUAGUGGUGGUGACCGUGGAGAGGUGGGUCCUCCUGGCCCUGCUGGUUUCGCUGGACCUCCUGGUGCAGAUGGUCAGCCCGGACUUAAAGGAGAGCUUGGAGAAAGUGGACUUAAGGGAGAGGCUGGUGCCCCUGGACCUCAGGGACCCUCUGGAGCUCCUGGACCUGUUGGACCCACUGGUGUUUCUGGACCUAAAGGCGCUCGUGGUGCUCAGGGUGCUCCUGGUGCAACUGGUUUCCCUGGUGCUGCUGGCAGAGUUGGUUCACCUGGACCUAAUGGCAACCCUGGACCCGUGGGACCUCCCGGAGCCAGUGGCAAAGAUGGACCUAAAGGAGCUCGUGGAGAUGGAGGACCCCCAGGAAGACAGGGAGAUGCUGGCCUGCGUGGACCCGCUGGAGCUCAAGGAGAGAAGGGAGAGGCUGGAGAGGAUGGACCCCCUGGAGCUGAUGGACCUUCAGGGCCUAUGGGUUUGGCUGGAUCUCGUGGUAUUGUGGGUCUGCCUGGACAGCGUGGAGAGAGAGGCUUCCCUGGUCUGCCCGGACCAUCUGGUGAGCCUGGAAAGCAAGGAGCCUCAGGAAGCGCUGGAGACCGAGGACCCCCUGGACCUGUCGGACCUCCUGGACUCACUGGACCUGCUGGAGAGACUGGCAGAGAGGGAAAUCCUGGGUCUGAUGGACCUCCAGGCAGAGAUGGAUCUACAGGAAUCAAAGGAGAGCGUGGUAACACUGGACCUGCUGGAGCUCCUGGUGCUCCUGGAUCCCCCGGCGCCCCAGGACCUGUGGGACCUUUGGGCAAACAGGGAGACAGAGGAGAGGCUGGCGCUCAAGGACCUGGCGGACCCCCUGGACCUUCUGGAGCCAGAGGCAUGGCUGGACCCCAAGGACCCCGUGGAGACAAGGGUGAGGCUGGAGAGGCUGGAGAGAGAGGACAGAAGGGUCACCGAGGGUUCACUGGUCUGCAGGGUCUGCCUGGACCUCCUGGUCCUGCUGGUGACUCUGGAUCUGCUGGACCUGCUGGACCAAGUGGAGCUAAAGGACCUUCUGGACCAAGUGGACCUGCUGGUAAAGAUGGAGCCAAUGGACAGCCCGGCCCCAUCGGACCUCCCGGACCCCGCGGUCGCUCUGGAGAGUCCGGUCCAGCUGGUCCUCCCGGAAAUACUGGCCCACCUGGUCCUCCCGGACCCCCUGGCCCUGGCAUCGACAUGUCUGCUUUCGCUGGCUUGGCACGAUGUUGAGGUGGACUCCACACUCAAGUCCCUCAACAACCAAAUCGAGAACCUGCGCAGCCCUGAUGGCACCCAGAAGAACCCAGCUCGCUCCUGCAGAGACCUGAAGCUGUGCCACCCUGAGUGGAAGAGCGGUGAAUACUGGAUUGAUCCCAACCUUGGAAGCACAGCCGAUGCCAUCAAGGCCUUCUGCAACAUGGAGACUGGAGAGACAUGUGUGCAGCCGACCAUCGCCAGUCUGCCCAAGAAGAACUGGUGGACAGCCAAGAGCAAGGACCGCAAACACAUCUGGUUUGGAGAUAUGAAUGGAGGAUUCCAGUUCAGCUACGCUCAGAACAGCCCCUUCGCCACAGUGCAGCUCAACUUCCUGAGACUGCUGUCGACUGAAGCCUCUCAGAACGUCACAUACCACUGCAAGAACAGCAUUGCCUACAUGGACCAGGCCUCAGGGAACCUGAAGAAGGCCCUGCUGCUCGGAGGCUCCAACGAGGUGGAGAUCCGCGCAGAGGGCAACAGUCGCUUCACCUACAGCGUGCUGGAGGACGGCUGCAAGAGACACACAGGCCGGUGGGGCAAGACUGUCUUUGAGUACAAAACAACAAAGACCUCUCGUCUCCCAAUUCUGGACAUUGCUCCUAGAGACAUCGGAGGAGCUGAUCAGGAGUUUGGAGUGGAUCUAGGCGCAGUCUGCUUCUUGUAA
Knipowitschia caucasica is the source of this 1950-nucleotide messenger RNA. Lineage: Eukaryota; Metazoa; Chordata; Actinopteri; Gobiiformes; Gobiidae. The record is from the annotation of a GenBank genome assembly.